Messenger RNA from Sceloporus undulatus (fence lizard), 1813 nucleotides. RefSeq names its product vacuolar protein sorting 4 homolog A (gene VPS4A). The transcript is spliced from 11 exons. Lineage: Eukaryota; Metazoa; Chordata; Lepidosauria; Squamata; Phrynosomatidae. Gene Ontology annotation, biological process: endosomal transport; vacuole organization. Gene Ontology annotation, molecular function: ATP binding; ATP hydrolysis activity. The coding region runs from base 174 to 1487 and encodes 437 amino acids. The record is from RefSeq and is a predicted model, not a curated record.
GCGGCCGCGAAGCCUCCCCUUUUCCCGGCGGCGGCUCCUCCUCGUCCUCCCCGGCCUCUCUCCCUUCUCCUCCUCCUCCUCCUCCUCCUCCUCCUUUUCGGGGCUCCCUGGGCCUCCUCAUCCGACCAACCCGGGGCCUACCUAUUUUAGCCCCGCCGGAGGGAGGAGAUGCCAUGACAACGUCCGCCUUGCAGAAAGCCAUUGAUUUGGUCACAAAAGCCACCGAGGAGGACAAAGCCAAGAACUAUGAAGAGGCCCUGCGGCUCUACCAGCAUGCGGUGGAGUACUUCUUGCAUGCCAUCAAAUACGACGCACACAGCGACAAGGCCAAGGAGAGCAUCCGGGCGAAGUGUGCACAGUACCUGGAUCGGGCCGAGAAGCUGAAGGAAUAUUUGCGGAACAAGGAGAAGCAGAGCAAGAAGCCAGUCAAAGAAGCUCAGAAUGAUAGCAAGGGGAGCGACAGCGAUAGUGAAGGUGACAACCCCGAGAAGAAGAAACUGCAGGAGCAGCUGAUGGGUGCCAUUGUGAUGGAGAAGCCCAACGUGAGGUGGAACGAUGUGGCUGGUCUAGAAGGAGCCAAGGAAGCCCUCAAAGAAGCUGUCAUCCUCCCCAUCAAAUUCCCCCACUUAUUCACAGGUAAGCGCACACCGUGGCGAGGGAUCCUCCUCUUCGGUCCUCCUGGCACCGGGAAGUCCUACCUAGCCAAAGCCGUGGCCACUGAAGCCAGCAACUCCACCUUCUUCUCCAUCUCCUCUUCGGACCUGAUGUCGAAGUGGCUGGGGGAGAGCGAAAAGUUGGUGAAGAACCUCUUUGAGCUAGCCAGGCAGCACAAGCCUUCCAUCAUCUUUAUUGAUGAGGUGGACUCUCUGUGCGGCUCCCGCAACGAGAACGAGAGUGAGGCGGCCCGCAGGAUCAAAACGGAGUUCCUGGUCCAGAUGCAAGGUGUCGGGAAUAACAAUGAUGGGACUUUGGUCUUGGGCGCUACGAACAUCCCCUGGGUCCUGGAUGCUGCCAUUCGGCGAAGGUUUGAAAAGCGCAUCUACAUCCCUCUUCCGGAGGAGCUAGCUCGGGCCCAGAUGUUUAAGCUGCACCUGGGCAACACGCCCCACAACCUGUCGGAAACCAACAUCUACGAACUGGCCCGCAAGACGGAUGGCUAUUCGGGGGCCGACAUCAGCAUCAUUGUGCGCGACGCACUCAUGCAGCCAGUCCGUAAGGUGCAGUCGGCGACCCACUUCAAAAAGGUCAUUGGGCCUUCCCGCACCACUCCUGGCAUGAUGGUAGAUGAUUUGCUGACCCCUUGUUCACCGGGCGAUCCUGGCGCUAUUGAAAUGACCUGGAUGGAAGUGCCGGGGGACAAACUCCUGGAGCCUGUGGUCUGCAUGGCGGAUAUGCUGCGCUCGCUGGCCACCACACGCCCCACCGUCAAUGCAGAGGACCUCCUCAAGGUGAAGAAGUUCACAGAGGACUUUGGCCAGGAGGGCUAAUGGCUGUGCCCAUCAGGAGCCGCGAGGGGGCAUUUGGCCACAGGCGGGUGCAGAGAGGAGGGGGCCCUUUUGUGCCGAAGGUGGGCUAUGCCAACCCAAGCUUUGCCCCCCCCCAACUUGGCACUCCACUUCUCUCCACUUGGGGCAGCCAGUUUUGGGAGGAACAGAGGCAGCGAUGGAAGCUGCUCUGAGUAAUGGACGCCUGAUCUUUUAUCCCCCCUCAUCAGGAAAUCCCUGCCACCUUCAUGGUUGCUGUUUCUUUUCUUUUUAAAAUUACUGCUGCUUGGUUUUGUGUUUAUACAAAUAAAAACAGUCCAAAACUGCCA